AUGAUUUUAUUAUAUCAAAUGGUACAUUUCAUUUUGCUCGCCUCGGUUUCUGGUGAAUGUGUGACGAAGCUGUUCAAAGAUAUCUACUUUCAAGGAGGAGACAUUACUACUGUUUUUACUCCAAGUGCCAAGCACUGCCAGGUUGUCUGUACCCACCACCCAAGGUGUUUGCUCUUCACUUUUAUGGCUGAAUCAUCAUCUGAAGAUCCUACCAAAUGGUUUACUUGUAUCCUGAAAGACAGUGUUACAGAAACACUGCCAAUGGUGAAUAUGACAGGAGCAAUUUCUGGAUAUUCUUUCAAGCAAUGUCCACACCAAAUAAGUGCUUGCAACAAAUAUGUUUAUGUGGAUCUAGACAUGAGGGGCUUGAACUAUAAUAGCUCUAUUACCAAGAACGCUCAGGAAUGCCAGGAGAGAUGCACGAAUGACAUGCACUGUCACUUUUUCACAUACGCAACAAGGUGGUUUCCAAGCGCGGAGCAUCGUAAUGUUUGUCUACUGAAGUACACCCAAACGGGGACACCAACCAGAAUAACGAAGCUCGGUGAAGUGGAGUCUGGAUUUUCACUGAAAUCCUGUGCACUUUCUAAUCUGGCUUGUAUCAGAGAUGUUUUCCCCAGCACGGUGUUUGCAGACAGUAACAUCGACAGUGUGGUGGCUCCAGACCCUUUUGUCUGUCGCCGUAUCUGUACCCACCAUCCCAAUUGUUUGUUUUUUACCUUCUUCUCUCAAGACUGGCCUAAAGAGUCUGAAAGAAAUCUUUGUCUUCUUAAAACAUCUGCGAGUGGAUUACCAAGUACACGCAUUAAAAAGAGCAAAGCUUUCUCCGGGUUCAGUCUACAAAACUGCAGGCACAGCGUCCCAGUGUUCUGUCAUCCUUCAUUUUACCGUGACACUGAUUUCUUGGGAGAAGAACUGGACAUUGUUGAUACGAAAGGGCAUGAAGCCUGCCAGAAAAUGUGUACCAACACCGUCCGCUGCCAAUUUUUUACUUAUUCUCCACCUCAAGAAUCUUGCAACGCAGGGAAGGGUAAAUGUUACUUAAAACUUUCUUCAAAUGGAUCUCCAACUAAAAUACUUCAUGGGAGAGGAGGCAUCUCUGGAUAUACAUUAAGAUUAUGUAAAAUGGAUAAUGCGUGUACAACCAAAAUCAAGCCCAGAGUUGUUGGAGGAAGGGCUUCUGUUUCUGGUGAGUGGCCGUGGCAGAUAACUUUGCACGUCACCUCACCUACCCAGAGACACCUCUGUGGAGGCUCCAUCAUUGGAAACCAGUGGAUAUUAACAGCUGCUCAUUGUUUUGACGAGGUAGUGUCACCUAAAAUUUUGCGUGUCUAUGGUGGCAUUUUAAAUCAGUCAGAAAUAAAAGAGGAUACAUCUUUCUUUGGAGUUCAAGAGAUAAUAAUUCACGAUCAAUAUGAAAAGGCAGAAAGUGGGUAUGAUAUUGCCUUGUUGAAACUGGAAACAACAAUGAAUUACACAGAUUCUCAACGACCCAUAUGCCUACCUUCCAAAGGAGAUAAAAAUGUAAUAUAUAGCGAUUGCUGGGUGACUGGAUGGGGGUACAGGAAAUUAAGAGAUAAAAUACAAAAUACUCUCCAGAAAGCCGAGAUACCCUUGGUGACAAAUGAAGAAUGCCAGACAAGAUACACAAAGUAUAAAAUUACCAAUAAGAUGAUCUGUGCAGGCUAUAAAGAGGGAGGGAAGGAUGCUUGUAAGGGAGAUUCUGGGGGCCCCCUGUCCUGUAAACACGAUGAGGUCUGGCACUUGGUGGGCAUUACCAGUUGGGGUGAAGGCUGCGCUCAAAGAGAACGGCCAGGUGUUUACACCAAUGUGGUCAGGUAUGUGGACUGGAUUUUGGAGAAAACACAAGCACCGUGA
Molecule: messenger RNA, 1878 nt
Organism: Diceros bicornis minor
Lineage: Eukaryota; Metazoa; Chordata; Mammalia; Perissodactyla; Rhinocerotidae
Gene: F11
Product: coagulation factor XI
Exons: 14
Coding region: 1-1878 (625 amino acids)
Biological process (GO): proteolysis
Cellular component (GO): extracellular region
Molecular function (GO): protein binding; serine-type endopeptidase activity
Source: RefSeq, a predicted model, not a curated record